Molecule: messenger RNA, 978 nt
Organism: Fusarium falciforme
Lineage: Eukaryota; Fungi; Ascomycota; Sordariomycetes; Hypocreales; Nectriaceae
Exons: 3
Coding region: 1-978 (325 amino acids)
Cellular component (GO): fungal-type vacuole; plasma membrane
Source: RefSeq, a predicted model, not a curated record
AUGCUCGACGCGGUGCUCAACGAGCUGGCUCGUCGGAGACCAGCCAGCUUCGACGACUGUUCCGAACUCUCCCCCCUGUGCCCAGUCGAAGCCACCGUCCUUGGCUAUGUUCCCAACCGAGGAUCGAGCAUCUUCUUUGCUCUCGCGUUUGGUCUGCUGUGUAUCUCGAGUGUAGGACUGGGUGUGUGGAAAAAGACUUGGACGUAUGCUGCCACUCUUGGAGUAGGCUUACUCCUCGAGACACUAGGCUACAUCGGCCGAGCCCUCAUGAACCCCAACCCCUGGAACUCUGCCGCCUUCCAGCUCCAGAUCUGCUGCAUCAUCAUCGCGCCCACCUUCAUCUGCGCCGCCAUCUACCUCACCCUCAAGCACGUCGCCCUCGCCCUCAACCCCUCCCUCUCUCGCUUCCACCCUCGCUGGUACCCGCGCGUCUUCCUCCCCGCCGACCUGUCAUGUCUCAUCAUCCAGGCCAUCGGCGGUGGUGUCGCGGCAGCCGCAAAGAGGGACCAGCCUGGUGUUGCCCAGAGCGGUAACCGCACCAUCAUCGCUGGUGUCGUUCUCCAGGUUAUUGUCUUGCUGGGCUUUGGUGUCAUGGGCACUGAUUACUACCUGAGGGUGAGAAAGUACAUCCACAGUUCCGAGGUUGAUCCCGCGGCCUUGAGGGUUUGGACAGAUACCAAGUUCCGACGCUUCACAGUUGCUGUUAUUGGAGCUUAUUGUUCCAUCCUCAUCCGUUGCAUCUACCGAAUCGCCGAGAUGGCAGGCGGAUGGGGCAACCACAUCAUGCAAGACGAGCCCAGCUUUCUCGUCCUCGACAGCACCCUCGUCUUCGUCACAGGCUUCCUCCUGACCGCUUUCCAUCCAGGACUCUUCUUCCCCCAGAUGGCGACAGGCUUCAGCGAAAAGAAUGUGACCGAGGCCGAGAUGACAGCAGAGUCAUCUGACGAGAGAAAGGUUGAAAACUCUCAGACUGCGUAG